Messenger RNA from Trypanosoma theileri, 810 nucleotides. Its product is annotated as diphthine synthase. Gene Ontology annotation, biological process: protein histidyl modification to diphthamide. Lineage: Eukaryota; Euglenozoa; Kinetoplastea; Trypanosomatida; Trypanosomatidae. Gene Ontology annotation, molecular function: diphthine synthase activity. Bases 1 to 810 code for a protein of 269 amino acids. The record is from RefSeq and is a predicted model, not a curated record. The transcript has a single exon.
AUGUUUACGCUAAUAGGCGUGGGACUCGGUGAUGCCAGUGAUAUUACACUGAAAGGUCUAAAUGCAGUCCAGGAAGCUGAUAUUGUUUAUCUGGAAGCUUACACCUCAUUUCUAAUAAACUCUUCUUCUGAAGAACUCUCUAAAGUGUACAAGAAACCAGUGUUAGUAGCUGACCGGGAGAUGGUAGAGAGUGGAGAGGUUCUGCAAGAUGCGUCAAACAAGAAGGUCGUUCUGCUAGUUGUUGGUGACGUCUUUGGGGCUACUACACAUUCUGAUUUGGUGGUACGUUGUCACGAGCAAGGUAUAGAAUGUCGUGUAAUUCAUAAUGCUUCAAUUAUUAACGCUGUUGGAUGCUGUGGACUUCAACUGUACCGAUUCGGACAGGUGCUUUCCCUCUGUUUUUGGACUGAGACGUGGAGACCUGACUCAUGGUAUGAGAGGUUAAAGAGUAACAGGGAAUCAGGUCUUCACACUCUACUUUUGCUUGAUAUUAAGGUUAAGGAGAUAUCAAAUGAAAAUCUGGCACGUGGACGAAAAAUAUAUGAACCACCACGUUAUAUGAAGAUCAAAGAGGCGAUUGAUCAGUUACUGGAGGUUGAGCGAAAUAAGAAGGGUGGUGCUAUAGCAGAAGAUGGGAGUACUAUGGCUGUUGGUGUAGCACGUGUGGGUACAAAUACGCAGCAGGUUGUGGCUGGUACAAUGCUUGAACUUCGAGAGGUUGAUUUUGGUGAACCCCUUCACUCUCUUAUCAUCGCUGGUGACAUCCAUACCUGUGAGGCUGAGCACUUACAACUCUUUCGUUUAAGUUAA